ACGAGUCAGAAAGUACUCUUAAAUCUUGUGUUGAUUAAUAUCAUUUAGAUUUAGGUAUAACAUCUAUUAUUGUCUACUUGAAGCUUUAAAAAAAGUGAAUGGAUUCUAAAUAUGUUGCAAUCCAGUCUGACAUCUCUGGAGUCCAUGGCAACAUGUCAAUCUGUGAACAGGGAAGAUUUGUUAUUAGCGCCAUCUACUGGUGAAAAACAACAUUUAAUGUGAAGAGGAAAAGUUAUUCUCUCUCUCUCUCUCUCUCUCUCUCUCUCUCUCUCUCUCUCUCUCUCUCUCUCUCUCUCUCUCUAUGUAAAAGCGGAUACCAGCCUUAAUUAACUAUUCAUCCUAGUCUUAGUACAAACAAGAAAUAAUUAGAAUAUUACAAAAAAUGUUUUGUUGAUAGUCACUACUAUUUUUGAGUGAAAUGAGAGAAUAGUUUAGCUUCCUCAUAUACAAUAACACUACUACUACUACUACUACUACUACUAAUAAUAAUAAUAAUACGAAAUAACAGAUAUAGAAUAAAUAGAUACAGAAUCAAUAAUAUGAGACAAGUAAAUAAGUAAAAAAACCAACAAAUGAAUAAAUAAAUCAAUAUUUUCAAGUCCAAACUCUCAACAGCUUAAUUUUUUUAAAAACAUAUUUUAAAAAUUACGAUAAUGUACACAAAACCAUCUAAAACAAUACAUGUUGUAUGAAUAUAGUAUACAUUAUUAUAAAUAAUUUUUUUAAUACAAAGCAAUCAAAAACAAGCAAAAAAUACAAACAAACAAACAAACAAAUAAAUAAAUAAAUAAAAUCCAAACUCUCAAAGUCUGUUAAAUAUAUAAAGUAUUUACAAUAAAGCAUGCAAAGCCAUCUACAUACAUAGAUAAUUUAUAUCUAUAUAUUAUAUAUCACAAACAAACAAACAAACAAAUAAAUAAAUAAAUCAGAGUCCAAACUCUCAAAGUGUGUUACAUAUAUUAAAAAAAAUUGAUAAUGAUAAAAAUAUCUCCAAUCAUUAAUGAAGGAACUAUUAUGACCAAUCUGUUAAAUGUUAGUUCACAGCAACUCCGAUCAGGACAAAGCAAUUAUUAAAGAUUAAAGCUGCAAGAAGCUGCAUAUAAAUGCAGAGGAAUAGGAACCUCAGAGGAACCUCACACAGAAGGUUGUGGGAGACGGUACUGCUUGUUCUCACAAGCUGGAUUAACAUUUACAAACAUUUACAAACAUUUACACUCUGUUAGGUACAUGGAUGGUGGUUUGUAAGAACAAAAUUACACUCAGAAACAGAACCAUGUAGACAAACUGAGGCAGACUGUGUCAGGUUCAGAUGUGUACAGCAGCUAGAGAAGAAAAUGGACACACACACACACACACACACACAUUUUCAGCAGCCCGUGUGAAGAGGAAAAGAGGGUUGCAGCUAGGCUUCAUCCUUAAAGUCAGUCCCUAAUCCCCCGGUCUAAUCUGGUCACUGGGUCACUAGAGUGCUGCCUAAUAAUCAUUCCAUGUCUCUGUCCUUCUUCUACACACUCUCUAUUUCAUCAUCAAACACAAUCAUGGCAACCUCAAGACACUUCAUCUGCUCAGUGCUUGUAGUGAGCAUAAGCCUCGCAGCAGCGUAUGUUGAAGAACUCGACGACAGAUUUAAUGAGAUGCGUAGGAGUGAGCCCUGGCUGGUGGAAUUUUAUGCUCCGUGGUGUGAAUAUUGUAAAACAUUCGAGCCGAUAUGGUACGAAGUUGCAGCCGAGCUGAAGAGUCAGGGCUCUCACAUCAAUGUGGGCAAACUUGACACCACUGUCUACACCGAUGCUGUCACAGAGUUAAAAAUUCGUGGAUAUCCAUCUAUAAUUUUUAUAAAAGGAGAUAAGUAUUUUCACUACAACGGCCAGAAGACAAAAGAUGCCAUCCUUGAAUUCACCUACAGAGUUUCUGGUCCCUCUGUGCGAGCUCUGACCAGCGUACAGCUCUUCCAGCACGUCCUGAGUCGCCAUCAGCUUUUCUUUGUUUACGUCGGAGGGAGGUCACCGCUUAAGGGACAGUUUUAUAAAGUGGCAUCUGAAUUUCUCAUCCACAACUAUUUUUUCUCAGCCACCGUGGACGUUUUACCGCAGGCAGUCACAUUGCAAGACGUUCCCUCUGUCGUGGUGUUCAAAGACGGAGCUUAUGACAUCUACAACGAGGUACGCGACGGCAAUCUUUCCUCCUGGGUGGACCGAGAGCGUUUUCCUCGUUAUUUCCUGAUGGACAGCUUCUCCUUGUACCAGAUGGGUGAACGAACUAAACUUGUAGCUGUAGCUGUGGUGGAUGAGAAAAACCCAUCUGCAGAAAGUAGUCGUUAUAAGAGCCUUGUGGAAAAGGUGGCCACAGAAUACAGCGACCAGUACAGCAUGAACUUCCAGUUUGGCUACGUGGAUGGAAACGACUACAUCAAUGGCGUCAUAAUGGGCGAGUUGCCAGUGCCUUCUCUGAUUGUGAUGAACAUGUCCAUUGAUGGAUAUUAUCUACCUGGAUAUACGGUUGAGACCAUUGAAGAUCUUCUCCAGUUCCUCAAUAGCAUCCUGACUGGAAGAUCUGAGUUACUCGGAGGGAACGGAUUCCUGCGGCGGAUAAAGAGACUUUAUUAUCGUGCAACAUCUGCUUUAAAGACGAGUUUCGCAUCAGCUCCCUUCGGUACAUGUUUUCUUAUUUCCUUGCCGUUGGUCGUGAUUGGAUUCAUCGUCAUGGGAAUCUGCACGGCUGAGAGGGUGGAUGAUGAAAAGGCAGAUGAUGGCACUCGUUCUGCGGUCACUCACAGGAAGAAAGCAGCAGUGAAACACUCUGAAGCCAAGAAAAAAGAUUAACGUGACCACAAUCAUUACAGUGGUUCCCAGCCCUGGUACUCGACUGCCAUUACUAUGAACAUUUUACUGUUUUCUCUGCUCUAACACACACACACACACACACACAUAUACACUGACUCAGCAAAGGGCUGUUAGUUAGACAAAUUAGUUUAAUUAACUGUGUUAAAGCAAAUAACUCAGUGAAAUAGGCAACAUGGUUGUUGGUAUUAUGAUGUUAAAAUUCAUUAAUAAUUUAUGGAAACUCAAAUGUUCAAAUUAUAAUAAUAAAAACUCACGUAAUUAAUUAUUUGUAAUUUGUAAUGCAUUUUGUAACACUGUUCUGACUAACAGCACAAAUGCUGGGGUUGUCAGGGAAGUAUCAUGUUUAAUCAUCAUGUGUAAGGAAGUAAGGAAUAAGAAAGGAAUAAAACACACUGAGUCAUGAUGAUAUAGGAAAACAAUCAAGGCCAGGGUGGUAUUUUUUUUAAAUAACAGCACAGACUGAAGUGUUUUAUUCCUCUAAAACCACAGGAAUUUGCCAAACACUAGCAUGUUUUAUUUAAGAGCAAUGCAUCAUACUUUUUUUAUCCAUUUGUAGUUACAUUUAAUGUUGUAGAACAACCACAAAACGACUUGUUUCCUGUUCCGUUUUGCUUUUUUGGUCACAACUCUCUGGUUAACUUACAAGCCACUUUAGAGGCUAACGUUAUUAUUUUAACAUUAUGAUGUGGCUUGUAAAAAGUAAUGUUUUAUUAUACUGUAUAUAACUCACACAAACAGUGUGUUACAAACUACCUUCUUAUUACGGAGAAUAUGAAACACACUGGAGGCAGUUUUGAAAGUUAAGGAUGGAAAUACAUAUUAUUAAAGCAUUUAAAUCCCAUUUAUAAUGGAAUAUGCAAAUUUUUGAACUGAUAUUUGUUUUUUUUUCUUUUAAUAUCUAAUCCUAUGCUAUCUGAUACAAUUUGAUCACUAUUUGUCUCCUGUAAUAAAGACGGAACAUUUGUGAAGCCAAAAACACACUGAGAAAUGUUGCUAACUUACAAAUUUAAUUUCUUUGGCUUCCUUACUUUUGUCCUAGGGGUGCGCAAACCUUUGCCCUCAGCUUUUUAAUGUACAAUUUAUAGUUAAACACUUGAUCUUUUUGUCUAUGUGUAUAAUUUAAAAAAAAUCAAUCUACUCUGGCCACAUUAAACUUAUUAGAUUUUAUUCAAAACUCUGAAUUAUUAACAUUAACAUAUUAUUAUAUUGAGUGACUAUUAACUACUGUUCAGGUAUAAAUAAAUA
Messenger RNA from Pangasianodon hypophthalmus (striped catfish), 4088 nucleotides. It is a transcript of the gene tmx3a, whose product is annotated as thioredoxin related transmembrane protein 3a. NCBI's taxonomy places the organism in Eukaryota, Metazoa, Chordata, Actinopteri, Siluriformes, Pangasiidae. Gene Ontology annotation, biological process: peptidyl-cysteine oxidation. Gene Ontology annotation, cellular component: endoplasmic reticulum. Bases 1488 to 2822 code for a protein of 444 amino acids. The record is from RefSeq and is a predicted model, not a curated record. The transcript is spliced from 16 exons. Gene Ontology annotation, molecular function: protein disulfide isomerase activity.